AUGGCAAGGAUCUCUCUGUUGUUCUCUUUAGCCUUUGCUCUCGCCGUCGGGUCACUGUUCCUUUCGGUUUCCGGCCACGCCGCCCCUUCCGUGCCGCUUAAGAAAACAUUAUGUCCCAAAACCGUAUCCGAACUCCAGACCUUACCCUUCACCGAAAUCACCAAGAUCUUGAAGCAGAAAGAGAAGCUUGCCCCGAAAACCGCCGAGUUCAAGGCAAUGUUCACAAUGUGCAAAGGCUACAUCGCAUACCUCGAGAGCGUCUACAAGUUUGAGAAUCCCAUCGUAGAUGUUUUGGGAAUUGCCAAGACCAAAUACGCCCUAAUGACCAAAGCGAUUCUUGUGGCGCAAGCUAGUGUUAGUGUUAGCGUAAAAGUUGACAAGAAAACUUCCUUGAAGCUAAAGAAAAGCUGUGGUGGUUUGAUAAAAGGGUUUCUUAAGAUUCAAAAGACGAUCGUAAAGAUCUCAGCCAAACAUGAUUUCAAGGCCAAUGCUAAGAUCAGCGUUCACGAAUCCAAAGUCAUCGGUGACGCUGUGUUGGACUUCAAGAGUUCGAUCAGUGCUUUCGUGGAUGUAGUCAUUGAUCUUGAGAAGAAGAAGACGAAGAAAGUUGGUCUUCAUGCAAGAACACUUGAAGAAGAUGAAGAUGAAGAUGCUAAAAAUAGUUUCGAAAGAUUCUUGGAGAAGUUUUCGGACAAGUUCGGUGGUUAUCUCGGAGGUAAAACUCAUGGAAGAGAUCUGACUGAAGCUGAAGUCAAUGCCGAUGCUCAUGUUGGUGCUGAAGCUGAAGUCAAUGAAACCAUUUACGAGAGAUUUUCUAAGUUCUUUGGUGGUUAUCUCGGAGGUGACAGUACUCACGGAAGAGAAUUAACCGAAGCUAAAGUCAUGAGCCACGGCAGAGAAUUAUACGUAGUCGGAGUCAACGCGGAAGCACCAGCCGGAGCCAACGCCGGAGCUCAGGCCGACGUAGAAGUCAAGAGCCCUUUGGAUAAGUUUACUCAGUUUUUCGGUUCUUUUCUUGGCAGUAGUCACGGCAGAGAAUUAUACGUAGUCGGAGUCAACGCGGAAGCACCGGCCGGAGCCAACGCCGGAGCUCAAGCCGACGUAGAAGUCAACAACAGGUUGGACAAGUUCACUCAGUUUUUCGGUUCUUUUCUUGGAAGUAAUCACGGCAGAGAAUUAUACGUAGUCGGAGUCAACUCCCAAGCACCGGCCGGAGCCAACACCGGAGCUCAGGCCGACGUAGAAGUCAAGACCACUUUGGAUAAGUUUACUCAGUUUUUCGGUUCUUUUCUUGGAAGUAACCACGGCAGAGAAUUAACCGAAGCCGGGAAGACGAGAGUCGCCGGAAAAGAUGGAUUCAGGUCAAGGAACAGGGCACAUUACAAACAUUUUGUUUCGAUGAGGGGAUAA
Molecule: messenger RNA, 1410 nt
Organism: Microthlaspi erraticum
Lineage: Eukaryota; Viridiplantae; Streptophyta; Magnoliopsida; Brassicales; Brassicaceae
Source: the annotation of a GenBank genome assembly